This is a messenger RNA of Metarhizium album ARSEF 1941, 1833 nucleotides long. RefSeq lists its product as uncharacterized. The coding region runs from base 1 to 1833 and encodes 610 amino acids. The transcript is spliced from 2 exons. Lineage: Eukaryota; Fungi; Ascomycota; Sordariomycetes; Hypocreales; Clavicipitaceae. The record is from RefSeq and is a predicted model, not a curated record.
AUGAGCACCGUCAGCGAAACAAGUGAGCUAUUGCAGGACGCAGCCGUUCCUUCUAAUAGCCAGAAUGCCCUUAACGAUUGGUCUUCUUCUUCUGUUAUGCCGUCAGAGGCGGUUUCAGAUACCUCUGAAAAUGCGACAGAUACCCAGAGAGAACCAUCUCCAAACCUUGUUAAGGGCAGCGACGAUUCCGUUUCAUUAAAUCAUGUCUCUGCUUCAUCUUCUUCCUCAUUAGGAAUCACCUCCCCUCACUCAUCCCCUCACGUUCCUAUUGACAAGCCCUUCAUGUCAGCCACGGUGGAGGACUGUUUCGAUGAGGACGACCCCAUGGCUCAGCUCGAUGCUGCUGAUACGCCGCCAUCAUCUUUCUGUGUCACGACACCACCUAUCAACGAGGCUCCGCGUAGCCCGAGCGCGCUAGACAAGGAAGCAGAGUCUGUCAAGCCAGAGACGGACAUGCAGGAAGACGAAGACGAGCAACCUCCAUGCCAGGUCGGCUCUCCUGAUAUACCUGCUCCUCAAAAUAUUCACCACGUAGCAUCUCAGCAUCGGCCGAGUGUGAUGGAUUACCUGAUUUCUCAAGGCUCGGCAAAAACCUCCGCAUCUACUUCUGAGGCAAGUGGCCCGUCAUCCCGCAGAAAUGCAGAUGGUCAUGCCUGGCCAGAUGACGGCCAGAUCGGUGGUGAGCUCAGGCCAAAUGGCGAGUCACAUGUAUCUGGCAGUCAUCAUGGCGACGACAGAAAAUCACAGCUCAGCUGGAAUGGACAUCAGCCGGCAUUUAGGCUUGCUGAUGGUAAUCCAUUACGCAUUCAUGGCGAUUCCAGAACCGAAGCACCUUACGUGGAAGGCUAUGCCCAGCGCUACAACCAUGGCGGUUCAUCCGCUCCUCGGUCUACUGUUAGCGUUCCGCAAAGUGAUAUCCGCCCAGACCAGCAUGCAAGAACUUUCUAUUCGGAAUUUCCCAACCACUUGGAGACUAUGGCGCCCAGUGGGUACCAGCUUUUGGCGGCAAAGUUGUGCGGCGACGCUGGCGGUCCACCUCUGGUGCCGAUUUACCGUCGUUUUGACGCCCUCAGUCACCGGUUGCUCUUAUACAUGCAAGACGAGAUUGCCGAGCUAGAACGACAACUUGUCGCAUUGGAAACACAGGAUACUGCAAAAAGAAGCUACCGCGGUGGUGUGCUACCGGCAUCGCGCAGGCAGGACCGAUGGGUCAACCCCAACUUGACAGACCAGAAGACUGAGGUCCUCGGCCAUAUUGGCUACAAGCUGAGUCAAUAUAAUCAAGUUUUAGCGUCGUUCCGCAAGGUCCAAGACAUUCCAGUGCCAACGUGGCGGGAUAUUCACAUGUACAAGACCUACUUGACUACAAGCAAGUUGAUUGCAGACGACGAGACGCGAUUCCUCGAUGCGGAAAAUGACUUGGUAUCUCUUUCUGGCCCGAUUCAACCCGCGGAUGACUUCAACGUGGCCGAUGAUGGGCCGACACCCAUGCCCAAGGCAAAGGAAGAUCAGCAGUUGCCACCAUUCUUCAAGGAUGGCGGCAGCUCGUCAACACGGGCAGAGCAGACUACAGCUCAGGGACCAAGCGACACUGUGCUUGUGCGGCUCGCUCUGUCGUGCAUGUGUGUAGUGUUUGUUCCUGUCAUCACUUUUGCAGUUGUUCCUAAUUUCAUGGCCCGCAUGGCCAUCGUGAUAUUUGUUGCACUAAGCGUGGGCAUCAUGAUUGAACAAUGCGGGUUACUGCCCACAGUGGAACGCCACAAACUGGACUGGAUUUUGUAUUCGAGUCUGUACUGUGGUGCCAUGGCCGUGGUUGCAGGAACGGUCAAAUGA